CGAAACGGCUCUUUUUGAUUGAUAUCAGGAUGAACGUGAAAAAAUAUAUUCAUCCGAGGAACAAAUAUAAGAAACCACCGGAUUACAAGCAACUCGCAGUCUUGUAUCCGGAGUUUCGCGAAAUUGCAAUCAUGGACAUUGCAGGAAAAGUUAGAAUUGAUUUUCAAAACAGAAAGAGUCUGCGUGUACUUACAGAGACACUUUUGAAGCAUGACUUUGAUUUACAUGUAAGCAUUCCACCAGACAAUCUGAAUCCAGCAAUCACUCUGCGCAUGAAUUAUAUUCUAUGGAUAGAAGAUUUGAUGAAGCAUUCCAAACUGGAAAUGAAUAAAAUUACAGGUGUUGACAUUGGGACAGGAGCAAUUUGUAUAUAUGCUCUAUUGCUGGCAAAAAUCUAUGGAUGUCAUGUAAUUGGCACAGAAGUAGAUAAGAAAAGUGUGGAGUAUGCAGAGAAAUGUAUAGCAAGAAACAACCUGCAAAAUUUGAUUAAAGUAGUUACAGUAAAUUCCGAUGGAAUUUUUAAGGAUGCAAUAAAAGAUGAUAAAAUUUAUGACUUCUCGAUGUGCAAUCCGCCAUUUUUCGAGAGCGAUGGCGAUGACGAAAGAAUCGCGAAAGUUUUGCCACCAAGAAAUGCGCCUAGUGGAAACGAUAGUGAGUUGAAAACCACAGGUGGUGAAGUAGCCUUUGUGACAAGGAUGAUCGAGGAAAGUGUCAAUUUGGGAAAUCGAAUAAAAAUCUAUACUACGAUGAUAGGUAGAAAAGCAGAUUUAUUCGAUCUUAAAAAACUAAUAAGAUCAAAAGAUAUAGAGAACAUAACAUGGACGGAGUUUUGCCAAGGUCAUACAACACGGUGGGGUUUGGCUUGGAGCUUUUUACCAAAAAACGUCUUGGACCUGAAUAGUGCACCUGUUAUCAGAAAAAGUGGAAAAUCCAUUAUACAGCCUUUAAAAAAAGAUUUUAAAACUUCAAUAAUAUUUCCUAAAAACGAUAAAUUUUCUUGUAUGGAAGAUUUGCUCAGUUUUUUAAGAACAAUGGCAGAAGAAUUAAAUAUUAAAUUACAAGAUCUAUCUAUUCCUGAAGACAGUUCUGACAAUUGGUUAGGUCGAAUAACUGCUAAAGAGAAAUCAUGGGAGCACGCACGCAGAAAACGACGUUUAGCACAACGACAAAUUGCGCUGAAAAGGACUAAAGAUAAAGGUGAAGAGCAUAAUGAAGCGAAUGUAAAGACUGGAGAAUAUUCAGACUCUAUCAUAAAAGAAUCUAAUGAUAUCAAGCAAGAUUUUAAAAAUUCUUCAGAUAAAAUAUCCACAAUUAGGGCUGAAAAGGAAGAAAGUUCUGAUAAAAAAUGCGUUCCAUUACUUACUUGUAAGCUCUUGAUAGAGAUUGAAAGUUCUGAACAUGAGAGUGCAGUUGUACAAGAUGUAUUCAGGAUAUGGAUGAUAUUUGAAAAUGGAAGUGGCGGUUUGGAUGCAUUACAAUCACUACGACAGUAUUUAAUAAAUAAAUUAGACAUAAGAGAGAUUCUCAUUAAUCAAUCAAAAUCUGUCAAAAAAAGAAAAGAAAAAAGAAGGAAAAGUUCUGACGAAGGUGUCGCUAUUCCAUUGGAACAAUUAUAAUGAUACAAAAAAGAUCUGCCUGGAUAAUAAUAAACAAAAAGACAUGCAGAAAGUAUUGGAAAAUUAAAUUAGAUGGACGCUGCGUUGUACAUAUAAAACGAUUUUAUUCAUGCAACAUGUUUAAGUCUGCUGUAACAGGAUGGUAUAUGUAAAUCAAAUUCGUAACUUUUU
Molecule: messenger RNA, 1787 nt
Organism: Cataglyphis hispanica
Lineage: Eukaryota; Metazoa; Arthropoda; Insecta; Hymenoptera; Formicidae
Product: U6 small nuclear RNA (adenine-(43)-N(6))-methyltransferase
Exons: 6
Coding region: 30-1616 (528 amino acids)
Biological process (GO): rRNA base methylation
Cellular component (GO): nucleus
Molecular function (GO): 23S rRNA (adenine(1618)-N(6))-methyltransferase activity
Source: RefSeq, a predicted model, not a curated record